Molecule: messenger RNA, 204 nt
Organism: Penicillium manginii
Lineage: Eukaryota; Fungi; Ascomycota; Eurotiomycetes; Eurotiales; Aspergillaceae
Exons: 1
Coding region: 1-204 (67 amino acids)
Source: RefSeq, a predicted model, not a curated record
AUGUACAACUCCAGCCAUGUUUUAAACACCCUCGACAAGGUUGCUCGCCGGAGCAUUUCACCUUUCGUCGGCGGCAUGCCUCGCAUCUGGACCGAGGUUAGCGCACAUUUUUCGCAGCGCGACGCCCAAGACGCGACAAGAACAGAGGGGGUGGAAAGCUCUUACGCAUUAGCCGAUCGCGGAUUUGGAGCCACCAUGGUAUAG